This is a messenger RNA of Carlito syrichta (Philippine tarsier), 2626 nucleotides long. It is a transcript of the gene NRDC, whose product is annotated as nardilysin convertase. Bases 33 to 2591 code for a protein of 852 amino acids. Gene Ontology annotation, molecular function: metal ion binding. The transcript is spliced from 27 exons. The record is from RefSeq and is a predicted model, not a curated record. Lineage: Eukaryota; Metazoa; Chordata; Mammalia; Primates; Tarsiidae.
UCAGAUGGGCCCAGUUCUUUAUCCAUCCACUAAUGAUCAGAGAUGCAAUUGACCGUGAAGUUGAAGCUGUUGACAGUGAAUAUCAACUUGCAAGGCCUUCUGAUGCAAACAGAAAGGAAAUGUUGUUUGGAAGCCUUGCUAGACCUGGACAUCCUAUGGGGAAAUUUUUUUGGGGAAAUGCUGACACUCUUAAACAUGAGCCAAAAAAGAAUGAUAUUGAUACACAUGCUAGACUGAGAGAAUUCUGGAUGCGUUAUUACUCUGCUCAUUACAUGACCUUAGUGGUUCAAUCCAAAGAAACACUGGAUACUUUGGAAAAGUGGGUGACUGAAAUAUUCUCUCAGAUACCAAACAAUGGGUUACCCAAACCAACAUUUGGCCAUUUAACGGAUCCAUUUGACACACCAGCAUUUAACAAACUUUAUAGAGUUGUUCCAAUCAGAAAAAUUCAUGCUCUGACCAUCACAUGGGCACUUCCUCCUCAGCAGCAACAUUACAGGGUAAAGCCACUUCAUUAUAUUUCCUGGCUAGUUGGACAUGAAGGCAAAGGCAGCAUUCUUUCUUACCUUAGAAAAAAGUGCUGGGCUCUUGCGUUGUUUGGUGGAAAUGGUGAGACAGGAUUUGAGCAAAAUUCUACUUAUUCAGUGUUCAGCAUUUCUAUUACAUUGACUAAUGAGGGUUAUGAACAUUUUUAUGAGGUUGCUUACACUGUCUUCCAGUAUUUAAAAAUGCUGCAGAAGCUAGGCCCAGAUAAAAGAAUUUUUGAAGAGAUUCGAAAAAUUGAAGAUAAUGAAUUUCAUUACCAAGAACAGACAGACCCAGUUGAGUAUGUGGAGAACAUGUGUGAGAACAUGCAACUGUACCCACUGCAAGACAUUCUCACUGGAGAUCAGCUUCUUUUUGAAUACAAGCCAGAAGUCAUUGCUGAAGCCCUUAAUCAGUUAGUUCCUCAAAAAGCAAAUCUUGUUCUACUAUCUGGUGCUAACGAGGGAAAAUGUGAACUCAAGGAGAAAUGGUUUGGGACUCAGUAUAGUAUAGAAGAUAUUGAAAACUCUUGGGCAAAGCAAUGGAAGAGUAAUUUUGAAUUAAAUCCAGAUCUUCAUCUUCCAGCUGAAAACAAGUACAUAGCGACCGACUUUAUGUUGAAAGCUUUUGAUUGCCCUGAAACAGAAUACCCUGUUAAGGUUGUGAAUACUCCACAAGGCUGCCUGUGGUAUAAGAAAGACAACAAAUUCAAAAUUCCCAAAGCAUAUAUACGUUUCCAUCUGAUCUCACCUUUGAUACAGAAGUCUGCAGCAAAUGUGGUCCUCUUUGACAUCUUUGUCAAUAUCCUUACCCAUAAUCUUGCGGAACCAGCUUAUGAAGCAGAUGUGGCACAGCUGGAGUAUAAACUGGUAGCUGGAGAACAUGGUUUAAUUAUUCGAGUGAAAGGAUUCAACCACAAACUACCUCUACUAUUUCAGCUCAUUAUUGAUUACUUAACUGAGUUCACUUCCACACCAGCUGUCUUCACAAUGAUAACGGAGCAGUUGAAGAAGACCUAUUUUAACAUCCUCAUCAAGCCUGAGACUCUGGCCAAAGAUGUGCGACUUUUAAUCUUGGAAUAUGCCCGUUGGUCUAUGAUUGACAAGUAUCAGGCUUUGAUGGAUGGUCUUUCCCUUGAGUCUCUGCUGAGCUUUGUCAAAGAGUUCAAAUCCCAGCUCUUUGUUGAGGGCCUGGUACAAGGGAAUGUCACAAGCACAGAAUCUAUGGAUUUCCUGAAAUAUGUUGUUGACAAACUAAACUUUAUGCCUCUGGAGCAGGAGAUGCCUGUGCAGUUCCAGGUGGUCGAGCUGCCCGGUGGUCACCACCUAUGCAAAGUGAAAGCUCUAAACAAGGGUGAUGCCAACUCUGAAGUCACUGUGUACUACCAGUCAGGUACCAGGAGUCUAAGAGAAUACACUCUUAUGGAGCUGCUUGUGAUGCACAUGGAAGAGCCUUGUUUUGACUUCCUUCGAACCAAGCAGACCCUUGGGUACCAUGUCUACCCUACCUGUAGAAACACUUCUGGGAUUCUAGGAUUCUCUGUUACUGUGGGGACUCAGGCAACCAAGUACAAUUCUGAAGUUGUUGAUAAGAAGAUCGAAGAGUUUCUUUCUAGCUUUGAGGAGAAGAUUGAGAACCUCACUGAAGAUGCAUUUAACACCCAGGUUACAGCCCUGAUCAAGCUUAAGGAGUGUGAAGAUACCCACCUUGGGGAGGAGGUGGAUAGGAACUGGAAUGAAGUGGUGACACAGCAGUAUCUCUUUGACCGCCUUGCCCAUGAGAUCGAAGCACUGAAGUCAUUCUCAAAAUCAGACCUGGUCAGCUGGUUCAAGGCUCACAGAGGACCGGGAAGUAAAACGCUUAGUGUUCAUGUUGUUGGUUAUGGGAAACAUGAGCUGGAAGAGGAUGGAACGCCUUCUCGUGAGGAUGCAAAUUCUUGUGAAGCGAUGCAGCUAACCUACCUGCCAACCUCUCCUCUGCUGGCAGAUUCUGUCAUCCCCAUUGCUGAUAUCAGGGCUUUCACAUCAACACUCAACCUUCUCCCUUACCAUAAAAUAGUCAAAUAAACUGCAGUCUUGAUGGCCUGAAGCAAAGUGUAUUU